GCCAGCGCAAAAUGGGAAGCUACUGUCAAGGAGGAGCAGAUUAUUCAGGCUGCAUACACGCCUUUGGACGAGAUGAAAAAGUGCUACAAUGUGUUCGACGAGUGGGCUGCUUGUUAUGCUCUUUUCCCUCAGCUAAACUCAGUGUACAGAUACGGCGGACCAAAGGAUUGCUCAACAAAGUUCAACGAUUGGAAGUUUUGCCUGACUCUCAAGGACCUUUCUGCUGAACAGAGGAGGGAAAGGUGGCUGAGGCAUCGCGCUGAACAAGUGGCCAAGAUGCGUCUUGAAGGAAGCUCGGAAGACUUUUGGGAAAUGAGGCGAGACCCUUUGGUCGAUCCCAAGUUUGAAGAC
Molecule: messenger RNA, 351 nt
Organism: Ceraceosorus guamensis
Lineage: Eukaryota; Fungi; Basidiomycota; Exobasidiomycetes; Ceraceosorales; Ceraceosoraceae
Exons: 2
Source: RefSeq, a predicted model, not a curated record